AUGCAUGGUCCGGGUGGUAUGGUGACUGGGGCCCUGGUCCUGGCAGACAGCUUGGAGGCCUCGGAGGCAGCUACGAGACGCAUUUGCGCGAUGUUCCCUGGUAUCACUGCAGUCGGCACAGUGGCGGCCGCCCUCCACGAGUCUCCCUCACUCUGUGCCGCGGGCACGCAGCGCGGUUGGCCAGCUGGGCCUUGCGGCUCUGUGAAGCUCUGGGGCUCCGGGGCGCUUGCACUUCUUCUCCGUGGCCCCCGCCUGCAGGCUGUCUCCUGCAGCGGCAUGCGGGCAUUGGGCCCAUGCCUUGAAGUCACACGGAAGCAGAAGAAGAACGUGAUCGAGCGCUUGGAGAGCGAGCCGGCAUGGGCCAAGAUCCAAGAGGUGUUUCGUGACUCCACCCUCGAGGAACAGCUGCUUGCUCGAAGUCACGUGCUGACAGUCAGCGUCCAAAAUCCGGGAUGCGACUGCCAGAUUCGUGUCGCCAGUAGGGUGCAGGCCUCCCAGGCAGUAGUGGUGGCGAAUGCCACGGUCGAAGUUGGCGCCAAGAUACAGAUGAUGGUCAGACAUCGUGAGGAGGCGGAGCGCGAAUUGCGACUUCUCCCAAAGCGCCUAGCCCUCGAGUCCGCGUGCUCGCCGGGACGAGCAGAAGGUUGCCUGCUCUUCUCCGAUCGUGCGCGGGGCAAGGCUCUCUUCGGCCAGCAGGGAGCGGAUGCUGCGGCAGCCCAAAAGCUGGGUGUUGAGGUGGCCGGGUGCCUGGGCCGUGGCCAAGUCCUGGCCACAGAUGCCGGUGUGGCUGCGCAGCGUCUCAGCGCUGUCUUCGCACUCCUCACCCACACCAAGGGCACUUAG
Symbiodinium natans is the source of this 843-nucleotide messenger RNA. Lineage: Eukaryota; Dinophyceae; Suessiales; Symbiodiniaceae. The record is from the annotation of a GenBank genome assembly.